Messenger RNA from Orycteropus afer afer, 1167 nucleotides. NCBI's taxonomy places the organism in Eukaryota, Metazoa, Chordata, Mammalia, Tubulidentata, Orycteropodidae. The record is from RefSeq and is a predicted model, not a curated record.
AUGUGGGAGCCACACUCGCACUUGGCCUGUGUUUAUCUGCCUGCCGAUAAACAUGCCCCAGCUCUGCCCAAGUGGCCCGACAGCAUCCCCGCACAGGCGCCCCCAGCCCGGCCCGCGCGCCAGCCCACGGGAGCUGCGGCCAGCACCCAGGCCGACUCUGCAGACAACAGAUGCUCGCCGAAAGGGGCGCGGGGGCGGGGCGGGCUGCGCAGCCCGGCCUUCGCUCUGGCAUCCUCCUCCCUCGCGCGCACCAGCUCCUGCCAGCUGCGCCCACAGUGGAAGGAGCCGGGCGGCGACUCGCUUGUUCCCUUCGCACGACAGCGACCGGGGCUCGGACUGUGCCCUGGGAACCGGCCGGCGGCGAGCGGGCAGUUCCGGCAGCCCGCGGCGGUCCGUCGUGGAGGGAGUCCACGACUCCUGGCUGCCUCCACGUCGCGGCUGGCCCCCCUCACGACGCCGUCUCCCCAGUGGAGGAGGGGCGGGGCGGCUCGGGCCCCGCGGAGGCUGCAGGCGGGCGCAGGGGCGCAGGCACGCGGGCUGCACGGGGCUCUGCGGUGCCCCCCACCCCGGCUCCAAAUGAGCUCCGUGGCUCCAUCAGGCUCUCGGUUAGAAAACCCAGUUUCCGCCGAGAUUGGGGCACGGAUCUCCUUCCCCUUGCCGGUGCGGGGACGUAGCCCCGAGGCGGGACCCGUGGCGCACCGCCGACUGGCGCUCAGGCCCUGCGGCGGUCCACCUGCCUCGCCCCCACGCCACCACCUCCAGGAAGCCCUCCACCUGCCUCGCCCUCACGCCACCACCUCCAGGAAGCCCUCCGGAGCGCCUCCAGGCUCGGGUCCCGGGCCCCGCCCCAGCACGCUGAAAACCAACCGGGCUGCGAAGGCGGCAAUGGGCUGCACCUACGGGCCCCCGCCCCGCGCAGUCGGACCGCUCCCCGGGUGCCCAGUCGCCCAGCCUGUGGCCAGAGAAGCAUCCGGCCCCGAUACCAGUUUCUCCCGGCGCCUGCCUCCCUGCCUCCCGCUGCCAUGCCACAAAUGCGUCAGGCGCGACCGCAUCGCUGGGGGUGCCCGCGGGCCACUGCUGCGGGACACUUGCGCACAGGCCCUGUCUCCCCUGUCUCCCGGGGGCCCAGGGACGGCGGCCGUGGAUGGGCUGCGGGUUCCCACUUGA